Hylaeus volcanicus is the source of this 1031-nucleotide messenger RNA. RefSeq lists its product as uncharacterized. The coding region runs from base 353 to 940 and encodes 195 amino acids. The record is from RefSeq and is a predicted model, not a curated record. The transcript is spliced from 2 exons. Lineage: Eukaryota; Metazoa; Arthropoda; Insecta; Hymenoptera; Colletidae. Gene Ontology annotation, biological process: ribosome biogenesis; pseudouridine synthesis.
GGACGAGGAAUUAAAUUUUGUUGAAGACUUGCGUGUAUUAUAUGUACAUAUUUAUGUAUAAAUACAAGUAUAAAGAAAAAUAUAAGGCUGUGUUCACCAUGGGUCAAACCGUGGCUUUUUUAUAUUCGUUAGGAUACACUUAAAUAAUUCAAUGUAUUGAAUAAGUACACCAGUAAUUUCAAGUAGUAUGCGAUAUUUAUGUUGUAGGACAUUUUUUGCGUUUGUUUACUUUUGCUUUAUAACCUUCCAAAGUGGCUUAAAAUGAAAGUGGAAUUUCUAUGUACACCAAGUAUACUUUUAAUUUUUGCGAUAAGCGUACUUGUAUUAAACACUUUUAUCUAUAAAUGAAAUAAUGGAAUCUAAAUACCAAAAUAAUAUAUUAAAUAAAAAUUCAAACGAAAUUUCACCGUUAAAACUAUUACACAACAUUAAAGAUUAUUCUGAAAAAGAAAGUGUUACUUGUUCUUCUAAACCAUGUGUUUCAACCACAUCGGAUUGUAUAUCACCAUCAAAAAAUAGAAAUAAUUUCACAUCAAUAAACCAGGUAACUAAAUUGUUUACAAAAUUGCAAAUACAAAGUAACAUAAAGUAUAACGAAGAAAAAGAUGAACAUCUUGCUGGAAAUAUAAUUAAUAUAAUUCAAACGCUUAACAUAGUAUUAGUAAAACCAAUUUCUCCUGACUAUCUUUUGUACUUUGGCACACCACUGUUUUUGAAUUGCACAAAUCCUGAAAUUUGUGGAACAAAAUAUAAAUUAUUGGGCUAUAUAGAUGAUAUAUUUGGAUCUAUCGGAGAUCCUAUGUACUCUAUAACUAUGAUGUGCAAUCCAAAAGACAUAAUGAACAUUAAUACUCGAGUAUACUAUUUUCCAAAUAAUCCGAGUACUGAAGAAGAGACCUACAUUGUAUGUAGAACAUACAAGGGACGAGAUUUCCAAUAAAAGAAAGUAUAGCAUUACAACAAAGUAUUAACAAUAAGUGUUUAAUAUUUCAUUAAUAACAGAAAAUAAAUUAUUCUUCUGCAUAAAAUUA